AUCAGCUUCAUCCAUUCCACUAUGUUUGUUUCUCUCGUCCUGCUAUGGAUCUGUAUGUCCUUCUUCGUGCUCUGUCUCAAAUGUCAGAGACCCAAGAACUUUCCUCCAGGGCCUCCUCCAUUACCGAUACUGGGGAACUUGCUGAGCCUCAGCCUAGACAACCCCAUGAGAGACUUUGAGAGGCUGAGGAAGUGCUAUGGGAACGUCUACAGCCUCUUCAUCGGGCCAAAACCGGCUGUAGUCAUCAAUGGGGUGCAGGCCAUGAAGGAGGCCAUGGUGACCAAGGCUGCAGAUUUUGCUGGACGACCCCAAGACAUUUUCGUCAGUGACCUCACGCAGAAAGGACUGGUUCUGGCAGACUACAGCGCUAGCUGGAAGGAGCAUCGUCGCUUUGCUCUGAUGACCAUGAGGAAUUUUGGUCUGGGGAAGCAGUCCAUGGAGCAGAGGAUUCUGGGAGAGAUAGAGUACACUGUGCGAACACUGGAAAAGAGCAUUGGUGCAACCUUGAGUCCUCAAGUUAUGUUUCAUAACGCGGCCUCCAACAUCAUCUGCCAGGUUCUGUUUGGCGCACGUUAUGACUACGAUGACAACUUCAUCAAAGUGGUUGUUCAGUGCUUUAAAGAAAACUCCAAGAUAGCUAAUGGACCCUGGGCCAUGCUGUAUGACUCUGCGCCCAUGAUUCGAAACCUGCCGCUGCCCUUCAUGAAAGCAUUUAAGAACAUCGAGACUUGUAAGAAACUUGCAACCCGUCUGAUCGCAGAGCACAAAGAGACCAGAGUCCCCGAGCAACCACGAGACUUCCUUGACUGCUAUCUGGAUGAACUGGAUAAGAGGGGUGCAAGUGAUGAUGGCUCCUCUUUCUGUGAGGAUCGACUCAUCAUGUCUGUUCUGGAUCUACACUUUGCUGGCACUGACACUACGUCCAACACCCUGCUCACUGGCUUCCUUUACCUCAUGACCUACCCAUACAUACAAGAGCGAUGUCAGCAGGAGAUAGACCAGGUGUUGGAAAAGAAGGAUCACGCCAGUUACGAUGACAGACACAACAUGCCUUACAUGCAGGCUGUGAUCCAUGAAGUCCAGAGGAUAGCCAACACUGUCCCUCUAAGUGUCUACCACUGUACAACAAAUGACACGGAGCUGAGGGGAUAUUUCCUACCCAAGGGUACACUGAUCAUUCAAAACCUGCACUCUGUGCUGACUGAAGAGGGACAGUGGAAAUUCCCUCAUGAAUUCAACCCUGGAAACUUCCUGAAUGACCGGGGAGAGUUUGUUAAACCAGAGGCCUUCAUGCCUUUCUCUGCAGGUCCUCGGAUGUGUCUUGGAGAGGGUCUGGCUCGUAUGGAGCUCUUCCUCAUCAUGGUGACUCUGCUGCGGAAGUUCAGGUUCAUGUGGCCCGAGGAUGUGGGACAGCCGGACUACACCCCCGUCUAUGGGGUCACUCUGUCUCCUAAACCUUACCGCAUGAGGGUCCAACUCAGGGCCACACUGCAGUCUUCACUUACACAGGAGGAACAAUGA
Messenger RNA from Chelmon rostratus (copperband butterflyfish), 1521 nucleotides. Its product is annotated as cytochrome P450 2F2-like. Gene Ontology annotation, molecular function: iron ion binding; oxidoreductase activity, acting on paired donors, with incorporation or reduction of molecular oxygen, reduced flavin or flavoprotein as one donor, and incorporation of one atom of oxygen; heme binding. The coding region runs from base 22 to 1521 and encodes 499 amino acids. The transcript is spliced from 11 exons. Gene Ontology annotation, cellular component: intracellular membrane-bounded organelle; cytoplasm. NCBI's taxonomy places the organism in Eukaryota, Metazoa, Chordata, Actinopteri, Chaetodontiformes, Chaetodontidae. The record is from RefSeq and is a predicted model, not a curated record. Gene Ontology annotation, biological process: xenobiotic metabolic process.